This is a messenger RNA of Rotaria socialis, 2523 nucleotides long. NCBI's taxonomy places the organism in Eukaryota, Metazoa, Rotifera, Eurotatoria, Philodinida, Philodinidae. The record is from the annotation of a GenBank genome assembly.
AUGCACCAUUAUAUUGUAAUUUUUAUAGGAAUAUUUUUUGUUAAUUUUACGCAUAGUAGCUACACAACAAAACAUUUUAGCAAACUAUACCAUCCUGGUUAUAGUACAGUUGGAAAUCUAAACGUUCCACUGGAAUAUGACUGUGCACUUCGUGCUUUCAUCAUUGAAAUGGCUAGGUAUAUUGCUCCCCCGUCUUCGCAAACUUAUUGGACAGAACUGAGUCAAAGUGCUUUUCAAAUGAAUCAAUGCAACAAUGUUUCCAUUGCUAAGAACACAUGGAAGAAUCGGACGAAAUCGUUCAAGAUAGCACCAGAAAUACAACGAACAACUUGUUAUCAUAGAAUAUUUGUACAUGACUUUCAAGGCAAUGAUAUGUAUGAUGGAACAUUUGAACGGCCGAAGAAAACUAUUCAAGCAGCCUUAUCGUUUACACGUACUUUGCGUGCUACACUUGGCAGUGACAAGAUAUUAUGUAUUACCAUACGAGGCGGGACUUACUAUUUGGGCACAAAUGCUACAACAACAAGCAGUCAAAUAGGUGCCAUUGCAUUAACAGCCAAUGACAGUAAUCUUGUGAUUGAAAACUAUCAAGAUGAGCGUGUCAUAUUGAGUGGUGGAACAUUACUACAAUUGCAAUGGUCUACUCAUGCUAAAACAGCUGCUGGAGGUACUAUCAUGAAAGCUCAUAUACCACCAUUCGUCAAUUUGAACCAAUUCAAUGAGUUAUACAUUGAUGAUCGAAGAGCCAUUGUUGCUAAGUAUCCGAAUGGUGAUCCUUCUACUCAAGGAUUAUAUGCAAAAGAUCCUGGCUUUUCUUAUGGUGCAAAAAGCUGGGUUUCGCCUAUUGUCAAUCCUAGCGUGAACAUUCAUGUAGAUAAACCUUAUCGAAAUGGUACAGUGUUUACUAAUUACCAGCUUGGCAUAGGUGGCGGGGCUUCUGUGUUCAAUCCACCUAGAAACUUCUGGAGUACUGCAUCACCUACUGCCGGUAGAAACUACGUAGUUCCUCGAGGAUUCACAGUGAAAAAUGGUGCAUUGCCUCAUAUUAGUAACUGGAGUAAGCCGACAACUGGUUUUGUGCAUGCUUUUCAUCCUGGUUACUGGGGUAGUUGGGUAUUUGAAAUAGCAUCAGUCAAUAGUACAAAAAAUACGAUCAUGUUCGGUCGAGGAGGUUUUCAAGAGGCACGUGGUUCACAUAGUGGAGGCGCAUUUUACGUGUCAAACAUCUUUGAAGAGCUUGAUGCUCCAAAUGAAUGGUUUCUAGACAAAGAUACUCGAACACUCUAUUUUAUGCCAAACGAAACAAUGCCUCAGGUUUUUGUCGCUAGUCAAAUCCCAUGCUUGAUUUCUAUAAGCGGCAGUGAUGAUAAAAAUUCUGCGAGUAAUAUCUUGAUUCAAGGUUUGAUAUUUUCACAAACAAGUAAUACAUAUAUGCAAGAUUAUAUGGUACCAAGCGGUGGUGAUUGGGCUCUUCAUCGAGGUGGCACUAUGUAUUUGACAAACACAAAAAAUAUAACUAUUACACGCAACUUAUUUACACAAUUGGGUAGCAAUGGUAUAGCUUUGAUUGAUUACAAUGAUGCUACAUCAAUCGCUUUGAAUGAGUUUGUAUGGUUAGCCGAUUCGGCAAUCAUUCUUGUUGGCAGUACGAAUGGAAUCGAUGGUUUUAGCGUUAUAAGUCAGCCUGCCAAUACUCUAAUACAAUCAAAUCUGAUUCAUGAAACUGGUAUCUAUAUCAAACAAUCAUCGCCAGUACUCAUUUCUGUGAGUCGAAGUAUUUCGGUUAUUGGCAAUCUCAUGUUCAAUAUGCCACGAGCAGCUAUCAAUGUCAAUGAUGGCUUCUAUGGCAAUCAUACUCUCAGUUGGAAUGUCAUAUUUAAUACUGUGCGAGAAACUAGUGAUCAUGGGCCCAUCAAUUCGUGGGAUCGGCAACCAUUUUUGACAGAUGCUGUACAGACAGGUUUACCUUCACUUUGGCAACAUAAGAGUCAUAUUCAUCAUAAUACUAUAUUCAAUAAUUAUCGUUGUGUAUGGCCAAUCGAUCAUGAUGACGGUAGCUGUUUCUAUGAGGAUAGCUAUAAUUUUCUAGUGUAUGGAGGUAAAAAAAAUUAUUUAGGUCAUUCAAAAACAGAUCAUCAUGAGAUUUAUGUGUUUCCCGAUGCAAACCAAAGCGAUUUUAUAAAUAGUACGUGUCUUCGCGAUACUGCAGCUCAGCGCGGCUCUAGUGGUUGGAAUGAAGUUUGGAUCAAUAAUACGUGUGUACUUUUUAAGAGUUCAGUACCGUAUCAUAUUCAAGGUUGUGAUACAUCUGAUCUAUUUGUACCUCUUUUGAUGUCGAAUCAAAUUUAUGUUCCAUCCGGAACACAAGUCGCAUUUGUAUGCAAAGUGAAUGGUACUACUAAAAAACUCACCCUCAAACAAUGGAACUCGUACGGCUUAGAUCUUGGCACUACCAUCAAUACAACACCCGAUGUUCAAGACAUCAUUGAAUGGGGCCGUGAAAUGCUACAACGAGCAGAGUAA